This is a messenger RNA of Podarcis raffonei (Aeolian wall lizard), 2791 nucleotides long. Its product is annotated as suppressor of cytokine signaling 5-like. The coding region runs from base 100 to 1467 and encodes 455 amino acids. The transcript is spliced from 2 exons. NCBI's taxonomy places the organism in Eukaryota, Metazoa, Chordata, Lepidosauria, Squamata, Lacertidae. Gene Ontology annotation, molecular function: 1-phosphatidylinositol-3-kinase regulator activity. Gene Ontology annotation, biological process: intracellular signal transduction; phosphatidylinositol phosphate biosynthetic process. Gene Ontology annotation, cellular component: phosphatidylinositol 3-kinase complex. The record is from RefSeq and is a predicted model, not a curated record.
UCUCUUUGUUCCCAAUCUGCGGUCUUCUUUCUGUCCUGCUCAGGUGUGUGCGAGGAAGGAGAGAGACGCCUUUACCUGCUUCCAACACCUGGUUAAUGGAUGAGCCGAGCAGGGCAAGGAACCCCAUUUGCAACCGUCCCGCUUCCCACGCCGCCGCCGCCACCAUGUGCUUCCCUCGGCGCAUCCAUGUCCACCUCUCUGUGCGCCUGCAAAAUGCUCCUUCCCUCUAGCUCCUCUCCCCGUGGGGCCAUGUCACAGGAGGGUGGCGCCCGGCCGAAAGCCAAGCAAGAUGCGGCUCCUGGCGCCCGUCCCGCCAGCCGCUGGAGAGCCCGAGCGAGCCGAUCCCUGGAGAGGCAGAGCCUUUCGCCGUCAGAAGUGGAAGCAGACGGAGCCUCUGGGUCGCCAGAGCCUGUCGGCAAAGGGGUGGGCCGCUCUUUGCGCCAGAAGCUGCAGGCGGCCGUGGGGCAGUGCUUCCCUCUCAAGAGCGCCUCCCGCUCACCGGACCUCUCGGCGCAGCGCAAGAUCCACCUGCGGGAGCUGAUGCUCGACACCUGCCCCUUCCCUCCCGGCUCGGAGCUUGCGCGCACCUGGAACCUCAUCAAGCAGCACACGGCGCCCGUCUCCGAGCAAGAGGCCCUGGCGGCACCGGCGCUGCGCUCCGACGACGAGGACGACCGCCUGCGGGAGCGGCGGCGCAUCAGCAUCGAGCAAGGCGUUGAGCCGCCCCCGGACGCCCUGAUCCACACCUUUGAGGUGACAGCGCAGGUCAACAACCCCCUCUACAAACUGGGGCCCAAGCUGGCGCAUGGUAUGAGCGAACUGGCCGGCGCUGGGUGGGCGGCGCUGGCGGCGGCGGACGAGGAGGACGAAGAGGAGGAGGAAGAGGAGGCGGCUGCAGGCUCCUCUUCCUGCGCCGCGGGGCUGCCGCCCGACGUGCGCAUCCACACCCAGAUCGACUACAUCCACUGCCUGGUUCCCGACUUGCUCCAGCUGACGCAGCUGCCCUGCUACUGGGGCGUGAUGGACCGCUACGAAGCGGAGGCUCUGCUGGAUGGGAAGCCCGAGGGGACGUUCCUGCUGCGCGACUCGGCGCAGGAGGACUACCUGUUCUCGGUGAGCUUCCGCCGCUACGGCCGCUCCCUGCACGCCCGCAUCGAGCAGUGGAACCACAACUUCAGCUUCGACGUGCACGACCCCAGCGUCUUCCAUGCGCCCACCGUGACCGGGCUCCUGGAGCACUACAAGGACCCCAGCGUGUGCAUGUUCUUCGAGCCGCUGCUCUCCGUCCCGGUCAACCGGACCUUCCCCUUUGGGCUGCAACACCUCUGCCGCGCCGUCGUCACCUGCUGUACCACCUACGACGGCAUCGGCCGCCUGCCCAUCCCCAGCACCCUCAAGGCGUAUCUCAAGGAGUACCACUACAAACAAAGGGUGCGUGUCCGGAGGCUGGACGCCUGGUGGAGCUGACCGGGGAGCCCAUGGCUCCCAUUUCCAGCUGGUUGGCGCUCUCUCUCCCACCACUGUCCGUUUGACUCGGAUACUUCUGUCCCCCAGCAGACGUUUUAAUCCAUCCUGCUCCAGGGUUGCGAGCGUGGGCGCUUGCCUCCGCAAACCGGGUUUUGUUCCCGUGGCCAAAUUGCGUGCCUCGCUCUUGAGAGAUCUGGGAACCUACGGGGUGGACAUCUCUUGUAUCUGCAGAAGAGUGGAGAAGCAGGAAUUGGGUGGCGCCGCUGCCAGCAGCUAGGAAGGGACCUUGGAAGCAGCCUUAUAGAGUCUACACUGAUUGGCAGUAGUGGCUGGCCAGGGUUUUGGGCAGAGGACGCUCUGAGCUGGACAUAAAGGUGCCGCUUGGGAUUGAACCUUCUGCAGGCAAAGCAGGUGUUCUGCCAGCUGGAGGACCUCUGCCUCCCCCCCUCCCCGGCCUGUUCUGGCCCAAGCACCCACCCACCCUGCCCCCAGUUCGGGUGCUGCUUUGGCGCUGGCCAGAGGUCAGUCCCUUUGCCGUUUCCUAUUCCACCAAAUGUUUGUGUGUCUGUCAAGUGCAUUAACCGGGUUCUGGGUGCGACCUUUGCCUUUCGAGAAACUUCCAGCCACACGCAGAGUGCUCUCACCUCCUCUUUCCCCGGAAAGCUGCGGUUCCUGCAUCGCUGUGGGUUGGGCUAGAUGACCCCCAGGUGUCCCUUCCAGAUCUGCACUUCUGUGACCCAGUUGUCUUACGCACACUCUUCUUCCCGAGCUCACACCACUGCCGAAUGGGAACCGGGUGGGUUUUGAGUCAGCGACCGACCGUUGUGGGUGGCAGGGGAUAAAUAAAAAAAGCACAAAACUUUAAACACGAGUUGCUUCUUCCAAGACGGGAUUUCGAACAAAUUCCACACAGGAGGGGAGUGGACCAAAACUCUUUUAUUUGGCCCGAGUCCUCCUCUUGACUUGUCUUUAAUCCAUCCCCACAAGCCUGAAUCCUUGGCUGCUGCCUUUGCCCCCAAUGCAAGAGGGGCUGAGGAAUUUGGAAGUGCUGCUCUCAGCUCGUCUUUGCAGGGCCAAGGCAGCAGCUUUUGGCCAAUCCAGCCAAUUUGCCACCAGAUGUUUCCUCCUGCCAAUGUGGAUCAGCCGAGUGGCGAUGCUUUUAGAAGAAUGGACUGCCCAGGUGACGUUUUUUGGGUGGAGGGGCAGGUUGAGUGAAAUCUAGGUCUUGCACUCCCCUCUACUGCCGGAAAUGGACUGCUGCUACUGUCUGUCUAUCUGACUGUGUGUGUGUGUGUCUUAUUAAACAGCUUUCUUUUUUUGUCUA